CUGCGUGAUGUUCAUCGUCAGCAUGAUCUACUGCGAGUGUUUGCCUGGGGGCGCAUGUUUUGCCACAGCUGCGCUAAGAAUAGUCAAACCCCAUAUGUUACUUCAUGGCUGGAAGGAUGUAUCACUAUUUACGCCAAACCCUCACAUUUACAUCUUGAAAUCCACCCAUAAUGUAUAUUCUACAAACCACAACAGCGGUACUCAUCGCGUUUCUUGCAGUCAUCGCCUACAGUGAAGUUCGGAAUCGUCUUGCGAAAGGACGAGGAAGAAGAAAGGAUCUUGAAACCCCAAGCAGCCCAACAAUACCCGCCACCAACGAUGUCAAACCACCAGCGCAUGACGGCAGUUUGGAGAAGUCAUCCAUACUUGAUGCAGCCGGCUCAGUCGACCCAGAGUUAGAGAGAGACAAGCAGCUCUACUACAAACUCCACCAUCUCGAACACCACCCCGAAAUCUUACCAGAGUGUCGCGAGCUUCUGCUUGGUCUCCUCUCCUCUACAAUCGCCGACGCAGCCAAGGAACCCCAUAGCGGGAUCUUGACCGUCGAAGAGUUCUCGCGGGAUAGAUUAAAUGAGUUCCUCAAAGCCAAGGACGUCGACGUCACCAACCGCUGGGAGGAGUACCUUUCGCGUCGCAAAGCCGGUGGAUCGCGCGAGAUGUUCAAUGACAAGAACGAAGCGAAAUGGUGGCUCAAGCAAGCAGCACCAGUAAAAUACGUCGACGGCGCAUGGCUCGGACACAUCAACAAGAUUAGCACGCCCUUCAAGUACCGUCAAAUCACCAAGAAUGCCUGGCAGGUCAUGUCCGAAGAGCUUGGAGACGGCGAUCUUGCAAAGAAUCACGUCCAUGUGUAUCGAGAACUGAUGGAGGACAUUGACGCUGGACUACCCGCUGCCGAUUCAGAAGACUUUAUUCAUCCCCGUCACGAUUUGACUGAAGCACGCUGUUGGAAAGCAGCCAUGGCUCAGCUCACCAUUUCCUUGUUUCCCCAUGAUUUCCUUCCAGAGGCCUUGGGCUUCAAUAUGGCGUACGAGAGUUUGCCGCUCCACUUGCUGAAGACCGUCAAGGAGCUUCGCGAACUCCGACUAAACCCGUACUACUUCGAGCUGCAUAUCUCCAUCGAUAAUGCCGAUUCGGGUCACGCUGCGAUGGCAAUGGCUGCAGUGACCAACUACAUUGAGUUGAUUGCAGAGCAAGAAGGGGAGGAAGCCGCGAAUAUCGCGUGGAAACGCGUACAGGCUGGCUACAUCCUCGCUGAGGGCUUGCCUACGACUCCCGAAAGUCCAUCGCGUAAGGUCCAGGCGGAAGAGCCCUUUCCUCGCACAGAUACAGAAGCGACUCUGAUAGAAGUCUUCGCUGCAAAGAGCUUCGUCGCUCAUAAGAUCCAUUGUAACAGUCGACUUAAGAUCGGUCGCCGUUCUUUAGUGGACUGGCUAGAGCCUAAUGCUUUCAAGGACGCUCAGUGGCAGAAAGAGUUCGUACAGGAUCUUAGUAAUUGCAGUCCCUGGGUUAUCAAGGGCGACAGUGGAAAGAGCAGACUGGUCAAGGAGCUAUCCUGGGAAGGCAAGAUGUUUGGAAGCUUUACUGAGAAGGAGGUGGAAGUCGUGAAAGAGUGGAUCAACGAACUUGGCUCGCCCGUUCAGUCUCCACAGCCUGAUUUACAACUAUACUUCGAUUUCACAGGACAAUCUUCUGAGCCUCCGGUGGAAUCUAUAACACAGGACUUGGACAUCCUUACCGACUAUCCCGUCCUCGCGACGCCAGAACCAAUUACUUCAUUCAGGACAUCCGACAUGAGCAGUCCAAACGUCGACGAGUCCCCGAUUCACGAUUGGAGCAAACUUAAUCUUACCAAUCUCCUUUCACUAUGGCUCACCUCACCCACGCUGCUCGAAGUACUACCUGCAGUACCCGUCCGCGCUGCUGACAUGUUCGGCUCCGCCAUCGUACGCGUACUUCGUGCACAGACCGGAUUCAGUGCGGAAGGUCCUGGUGUCGCCGGCAUGGACGAAGUUCAUCGGACCGAUGACGGUCAAGCUGUCGGUCUUGUGGAACUUGGCUUGCGUAUGUGUUGUAGGGAAGGUCUACAGGUACCUGUCAGCUUGAAAGAAGCAGUUGCUUUAGGCGAUGACGAAAUUGUGUCGUUCUCGCAGUGUAUGAUCUGGAUGGGCAUGCGAUGGCUGACUCACAGAGAUGUACUCGUGGGCAUGGCUUGGGCGUUCAUGGAGAUGCAUGAAGCGCUGGCUAGAUGUCAGGGAGACAUUGCAAUUUUGAAUGAAGAAAGUCGACAUGUGCUGGAAGAGAUCGCGACCAGGGAGAGAAAAGGAUUGGACGUUUGCAAAGCAGAGAUAUUCCAAGAUAAUAAGCGAAAAGACGAGUUUUGCAAAGGCCUUGUCACAGCAAGACGAGCGAUCAAGUCAUGUUUCACGGCAUAGCAAUAGUGGGAAGAAGAUCAUGU
Molecule: messenger RNA, 2458 nt
Organism: Alternaria rosae
Lineage: Eukaryota; Fungi; Ascomycota; Dothideomycetes; Pleosporales; Pleosporaceae
Exons: 1
Coding region: 171-2435 (754 amino acids)
Source: RefSeq, a predicted model, not a curated record